CAGCCUUCUCAGUUCCACUCAGCUGAACUCACACCUCCUCGAAACAUGACCUACGGCUGCUCCUCUGGAAACUUCUCCUCCCGCUCCUUUGGGGGCUACCUGGAGUACCCACGCUCCUCCUGUGGCUCUUCCUACCCCAGCAACCUGGUCUACAGGGCUGAUCUCCAGUCUCCCACCAACUACCAGCUGGGCUCCUCUCUCUACAGCGGUUGUCAGGAGACCUUCUAUGAGCCCAGCAGCUGCCAGAGGUCCUGUGUGGUGUCCAGCCCCUGCCAGACGUCCUGCUACCGCCCCAGGGUCUCCACCUUCUGCAGUCCCUGCAAGACGACUUACACUGGAUCUCUGGGCUUUGGGUCCAGCAGCUGCCGCUCCCUGGGCUAUGGAUCUAGAAGCUGCUACUCACUGGGAUAUGGAUCCAAUGGCUUCAGAUCCUUGAAUUAUGGAAUCUGUAGCUUUCCUGUUCUGAAUUAUGGAUCCAGUUUCUGUAACCCAAUCUGUUUUCCCUCUAGGAGUUUCCGUUCUUCUUGUCACGGGCCAUUUUAUAGAUCUGUCUUUUACUGA
Chinchilla lanigera (long-tailed chinchilla) is the source of this 561-nucleotide messenger RNA. Its product is annotated as keratin-associated protein 13-1-like. NCBI's taxonomy places the organism in Eukaryota, Metazoa, Chordata, Mammalia, Rodentia, Chinchillidae. The transcript has a single exon. Bases 46 to 561 code for a protein of 171 amino acids. The record is from RefSeq and is a predicted model, not a curated record.